AUGGAACAUCGCCGCAGAAGUAAGCCAACCGCGUCCUCCUUGAGGGACAUGGACGUGGAACACAGCGCAAGCCAAGCAGUUGUGGACUCGAAGUUCCACGCGGUGCUCAAUAGUAAGAAAGAAAGAAAAAGAAAGCGUUCACCUGUGGCACCCUUCAGAUGCCUAGCUGCCAUGCCACCCGAAGGAAGCAAGAGGGCUGUAAUACUGCCAAGUCGCCCGAGCCUAGACACGGAAAGUCGAGUGGCGGAGGUCGGAUUCGAACCACGGACCUCCCGGUCAGAAAAUAGCACUCCAACCACUUGGGCCAUCUCCCACAUACCGCCAUCUCUGCUCAAUAUCUGUUCUCAUAUAUCCUCCCGUCCUGUUCAUAAGACAACUUUUAUAACACCCGGACAACUUGAAAUCCUGAAGUUCAACAUCAGUGCUCCAGAUGAAUGUGAACGCCGCGUGGCUGUGGUCGUUGGACUGCUAGCCUUCUCUAAAUGGCGAAAAGCGCAUCCAUAUGUCAUUCGGAGGGGACUCAGCAUACACCUUCGUCGUGCGUGUUGA
This is a messenger RNA of Opisthorchis viverrini, 549 nucleotides long. RefSeq lists its product as hypothetical. Lineage: Eukaryota; Metazoa; Platyhelminthes; Trematoda; Opisthorchiida; Opisthorchiidae. The transcript has 3 exons. The record is from RefSeq and is a predicted model, not a curated record. The coding region runs from base 1 to 549 and encodes 182 amino acids.